This is a messenger RNA of Miscanthus lutarioriparius, 1380 nucleotides long. The record is from the annotation of a GenBank genome assembly. Lineage: Eukaryota; Viridiplantae; Streptophyta; Magnoliopsida; Poales; Poaceae.
AUGUGCAUGCAGGAUAUCUGGUGUCAUAUACAUUCCUUAAUGCCAAUUCAAGAUGCUGCCCGAGCUGCCUGUGUGUCUCAGACCUUUUUGCGUUCCUGGAGAUGCCGCCCUAACCUCGAUUUUAGUAGGGAAACAUUGGGCUUAAUAAAUGAAAAUACGUGCAGAAAUGAGGAAACACAAAGGGACAUCACCAGCAUAGUUGAUCACAUUCUGCAAAACCACUCAGGCAUUGGAGUGAAGGCAGUCAAGUUUCAAGAUGAUUCAUAUUACAAUAAUCAAGACUUCUGUCAUCUUGAUCUCGAGCGUUGGCUUCGGAAUACUAUUAAACCAGGGAUUGAAGAACUGAACAUUUCUCUGUAUGGAAGGAAUACACUGUACAACUUUCCAUGCUCACUUUUAUCUGAUGAAAUUGGAGAGUCACUCCGUAGUCUUCACCUUGUCCGCUGUUACUUUCAUCCCACAAUCGGACUUGGUUCCUUGAGAAACUUGAGAAGAAUACAGCUGUGUGGCGUAUCUAUUACCGACAGCAAGCUAGAGUGUCUUCUUUCCAAUUCUCUCUCUUUGGAGCAGUUGGUACUCAGGGAUUGCAGUGGGAUUAUUUGCCUGAAAAUACCUUGCCUGCAGCGGCUUAGCUACCUUGAGGUGAACGCUUGCCUUGGGCUGGAAGUGUUAGAGAGCAAAGCUCCAAAUCUAUCUAGUGUUCUCAUUGCAGGAGACCUCCAUGUACAACUCUCACUUUUGGAAACGUCGCGUAUUAUAAAAUAUUUUAGAUUAUGUCCUGGUGCUGCCUUUUAUGCUCGUACUGAGCUUCCAUCCAGCAUGCCAAAUCUCGAGACUCUUACCUUAGUUUCAGGAACUGAGACGGUUAAUACGCCGGUAAUGCCUAGCAAAUUGCUCCACCUCAAGUUCUUGGCUAUUGCUCUUGAUGGACAGACCUAUGAUUGUUUUUCUCUGUUAUCCUUUUUUGAUGCUUCUCCUUUCCUGGAGACUUUCAUCUUGAAUGUAUUAUCGGUACGUGUGGAGCGUGUCUCAGUUUUUGAAGAUCCCUCGGAUCUGAGGAAGAUGCCAGAGAACCAUAAUGACAAGCUCAAGUGUGUUCGAAUCACCAAUUUCUCAUCUGCAAAGAGCUUGAUUGAGUUGACCUGUCAUAUUCUCGAGUCUGCAAUGUCACUCGAGUGCCUCACAUUGGACACCACUCAUGGUGCGCCUAGAUGCUCUGUCAACAAACAUGGCAGAUGCUGGCCAAUGACGAGGGAUGCACUUAUGGAAGCGCAUAGAGCACUAUCGGCUGUCCAGACAUACGUCAAGUCAAAAGUUCCUUCAACAGUCGAGUUAAAUGUUUUUGAGCCCUGUAGCCAGUGCCAUGCUGUUUCACUUUAG